UAGACUUUGAUGGUGACUGCUGGUUGUGAGACUGCAAAUGUACAAGCUAUUGAACGCUAUUGUUAUGGACAAUACACAUUCCCAAACCAAGCUAGCUGUAUAUAUAUUGACUAAGUUAACAAUGACAAGAAGGAACUCAUAUGCUACUCUACCUUAUCUAAGCGAUUCGCAUUCUCAUUUCUUUGGUUCUUCCUUACACAAAAUCUUCUUCAAUGGAGGAUGCAGCUCAAGAAAAGCAGACACAUGUCACGAUUCAGGGAGCUCAACAAUCAAUAUCUCCUGAUAGUGUGGGAGAAGCCAUUGGCAACCAACAGUCAUCUGUUCCUCUGCUUCACCGUAACAAGAGAUGGCUUCUAAUGGCCUUAUUUUCCGUUCUUGUACUCUUUGGCCAGUCAGCUGCUACGCUUCUGGGAAGAUUGUAUUAUGAAAAGGGUGGAAAUAGCAAAUGGUUAUCGGCAUUUAUACAAGGUGCUGGAUUUCCAAUCCUCUUGCCAUUCCUGUAUAAUACAAAAGACAGAAAAAACAACUCAAGUGAACAAACGAAGACACCAUCUCCUCUAGUCCUCGGAUCAAUAUAUAUGGUCCUUGGCACUUUGCUAGCAGCCGUAGGGAUGUUAUUUUCAGUAGGCCUCUUAUACCUUCCUGUAUCCACUUUUUCGCUCAUCAGCGCAACUCAGUUAGGCUUCAAUGCUUUGUUUUCCUUCUUUCUCAAUUCACAAAAGUUCACUCCUUUAAUUGUCAACUCAUUAGUACUUCUGACCACUUCCUCUGCCCUCCUUGUACUUCAAAAUGAUGACUCUUCAGGCUCCUCAAAAUCCUCCAAAGGAAAGUAUGCUAUAGGAUUCAUAUGCACCCUAUUAGCUGCAGCACUUUUCUCUUCGAUACUCUCUCUGUCACAACUUGCAAUUAACAAGAUUCUGAAAAGGCAAACAGUUAAGGAGCUUUUGGAUUUCUUGAUUUACCAAUCGCUUGUAGCAAGUUGUAUCCUGUUGGUCGGCCUUUUCGCUAGCGGAGAAUGGAGGACCCUUUCUGCAGAGAUGAACAAAUUUGAACUAGGCAAGGCAUCCUAUACAAUGACUUUGUUGUGGAUAGCAGUGUGCUGGCAAAUUUUCUCCAUUGGAAUGGUGGGAUUGAUUUUGAAGGUCUCUUCACUCUUUGCUAAUGUCAUCAGCACACUAGGGUUGCCGAUUGUUCCAAUUUUAGCCGUAUUCAUCUUCAAGGAAAAGAUGAGUGGAGUAAAAGCAGUAGCAAUGUUGCUUGCCAUAUGGGGAUUCAUGUCCUACAUUUAUCAGCAUUAUCUUGAUGAUUUGGUGUCCAAGUCCGGAAAAAAAGACGUCGAUAGCAAAGAAAUUUCCCUCAUUCAGAACUGACUAAUGCAUUAUCUGUACUCUCUAUUACAGAUCUAUGUUCUUCAUUUGUUCUUUACAUGUUGGAUAUUCUCGGCUUCUACAGUGAAGUUCGGCCAAGAUAAGUCCUCCUGUACUAAUAAGAAGUGGAUGAUAAUUGUGGAACUAAUCACGGAUUUCUCUUUCAUAGCUAA
Molecule: messenger RNA, 1540 nt
Organism: Coffea arabica (coffee)
Lineage: Eukaryota; Viridiplantae; Streptophyta; Magnoliopsida; Gentianales; Rubiaceae
Product: purine permease 21
Cellular component (GO): membrane
Molecular function (GO): purine nucleoside transmembrane transporter activity
Source: RefSeq, a predicted model, not a curated record